This is a messenger RNA of Orbicella faveolata, 1500 nucleotides long. RefSeq names its product zinc finger MYM-type protein 3-like. Gene Ontology annotation, molecular function: DNA binding. Gene Ontology annotation, biological process: DNA integration; DNA recombination. The record is from RefSeq and is a predicted model, not a curated record. NCBI's taxonomy places the organism in Eukaryota, Metazoa, Cnidaria, Anthozoa, Scleractinia, Merulinidae.
GACAAAAAAGCCAUUGUUUGGCAAAUUUGGCAACUUUUGUUGCCAAAACUUCGCUACUGAUGAAGUAGACGUCUCGAGGUUUCCGAUAGUGUCAAGCGAUGAAAUACUAGAGCUGAAGUCUGUUGCAGUGAAUAAAAAAAACGUCCCGCUCUACAAAACAGUGGAUGAACGUGUUCCAAAGCUGGGCAAAGUCCCACCAUCUUGAAAAUGUCAGCAUCGAAACAAUGCCGCCGGAAGAACUAGACAAGGUCCUGACAAAGUUCUACGCCGAAGUGAAAAAAAGGGACGGAGAUGAUUACGCGCCAGAAUCUCUGAAAAUCAUGCAAAGUGCAAUUGAACGUCAUCUAAAGGACAAGAACUAUUCACUGAGUAUCGUGCGAUCGAGAGAGUUCCAUAACUCACAAGAAGUUCUCAACGCGGCACUUUCUCUGCGCCAGCAAGGAAAGGGUAAGAGACCAAACAAAGCACAGCCACUAACACCAGACGAGGAAUCUGCCCUGUGGGAGAAAGGUCAGCUUGGGGAUUUCAAUGGAAAGGUACUGAUCAAUGUGAACUUUGAAAACCUGACUGAACACCUUGGCUUACACGGUCGCCAGGAACACUACGACGCGUACGUGGAGGACCUUGUGAUAAGACGGCAAGAAGACGGCACUGAAGUCGUAGGUUCAACCAAAGGUCCAACCAAAACAUGAAGCGGUGGUCUGUCAAUCAGGCGAAGAACUACAUCACAGGUUAUGUACAGCACCGACGGCGGAAAAACCGAUCCAGUGCGGCUCUUCAAGCUUUGGUUGUCUAAGCGACCCGAGGGAAUGAAGGCCACAGGGCCUCUCUAUCUGAGCGUCAUAAAUCGUCCUCAGUCACCAGAUGUCUAGUACACCAAAAUUCGAAUGGGACAAAACACCGUCGGCAAUAUCAUGAAAUCCAUGGCCUCCUGUCUCAAGACAGAUAAGAAGUUGACGAACCACAGCAUGAGGAAAACAUUGGUGUUAAAACAGAAUUCUGGUCAACCGCGCAAUGUCAUCUGCGAAAUAACAGGCCAUGCACGUGAAUCUUCCUUAGACGACUACGAUGAAAUAAAUGAGAAUCAAAGGACACAACCGUCUCACAUUAUCAGUGGAUAUAAAGAAGGGCAAAACGAAAAAUGUCCAAACGAGGUCUCCAACCAAACCAGUGCAAAUGAAGCCUCAAAUCAAGCACUUGCAGUCCAAGGCCAACGAGCACCACUGGCUCCUAUUCAUCACGUCUAACAACAAGGCCAAAUACAUCAGGCAAUGAUGGGCUUCAAUCCUGGUUUUUAGCCAGCUGGAUGUUGGGGAUUUCCACCAAGCUUUCCUUCGCAGUUCCAGUACCGCAUGGCAGCCUUCACUUCUUCUGGCAGCCCUGUUCCAUCGCUGAGUUACACAGGUUGCACGUUCAAUUUCUACUCCAAAGACGUCAAUGAGAAGUCAGAACCACAGAGGAAACAAAGGGCUUACACCAUUGAGUCGGACGACGAAGAUU